AUGAUGCACCCUUGGAAAGAGCCCCCUACUGUCCGACUGACGUCUCCCACUAGGGGCUGCGAGCGUGUGAAGCUAAGCCUUACGGGUGGCGGACUUAGCAGUGGCACAGCACUUGGCGGAAAAAGCGGACGCUGUAGUGGUCCCGUGCCGCCAACAGAUUCAGGGCACGAACAAAUGAGCCAAUCCAAGGGGCAAAAUCGAUCCAGGACCCUCACGUCGCUUCCCACAUUGCUUGGCGGCGCUCCUAGUGUCGUAAGACUAAUGUCUUCGAGCUGCACCGAGCACUUUGGAUUGGAGGGUACUAAGUCCAAGGCGACCAUGCCUUUUAGAACAGAUAAUAAGCGAGAAACUGGCGAUCUUGCAGCAGAUGGAGAACAAGUUGGCCUUGAGACACGCCAGAAUGGGCCUCUAAAUCGGGAAUCGGUUGCAAUCGAAAACCAGGAACCUGGGAGAUCUGUGGAAAGCGAUGAGCAGGUUGCAACUGCGGCAACCAACACGGACUUUCCCCUGAGGCCGCCGUGGGCUGCCGUCCAUAUUGGUUCCCAUGAUCUAUCGUUGUGCCCCCCCCAACCCAGGAGGAUAGUUCCUGCUGCACCAGCUGCGGCCGUGUCAUUUAUGGCAACACCCCAGCGCUUGGAGAAGCGAGGCUCUUCUUUGGCCUCACGUGUUUCAGUUGUACCUCGCAGGCGCACCUUCACCACCUUCCGCGAAUGGCUGGCGGAAGAUCAUCGUCAUUCCCGUAAAGCUUGGGGGCCAAGCGGACAGUUCCCUGCUCGCCGCGGCCUAAGCCACAGCGCCACCACAGAGCGUUCUCGUAUUUUGCUCUCUGCAGCAGCAACGCAGAGGAGUGCUGCGGAAAGUAGAGCGCGCCAUGCUGUUGAAGCCGAAGUGAGAGAGCUCAGCACAAAUCAAACUCCACAACAGCAGCAAGAAGCAUACGUGAAGGCCCAGCAGAAGGCGCUUGCCCUACAGCGGCAGGAGCACCCAAGUGUUGACGAGUCGGUAGCAAGAGAGGAGGCACGAGCGACUGCUGCUGCUGCAGCAGCCGCUGCUGCCUCUGCAGCGAUAGCCCAAGCUCAGUGGCCUUCACGUCAUAAGCUUCGGCAGCAGGAACUUGAACAGAUGCACCGCCAAGAAGAAAAGGAGAAACAAUGCUUAUCUUCGGGCUCAGCGCGCAGUAGAGAACAGCAACCGUCAGGGAUCCGAACACCUUCGAGAGCGAGAAACAGUGAUACCACAACUCCAGAGGCACAGAAGCAAACGCCUGAGAAGACCUUCGGAAGAAGUACAUUUGCGCUGCGAAAGAAAGAGGAGGCACCCACCACUGCAGCACCAAAGACUAAAUAUGCUGCUGCGAAAUUGCAAAAUCAGCCUCCUGUUAAGUGCCCGUGGCCGACUAAACGUCGACCAUCUGGCCAGCCCACAAGCACGAGGCUAAAACAGCUAUCUGCUCAAGAACGGUUACAGCGAACCUCCACGGGGGCAAUUCCAGAUACAGGAAAUAACAUGGAUUAUAUGGAUGGAACUUCACAGGCCUCUGGUGACGAAGAGGAUGCGCCGCCCUUCAACCCGCUAGAUGAGGUGUUGGUGCUGCUGAGAAAGCUAAAGAGAGAUGAAAACUACUCAGUCAAAAUAUCGCGUAACAAGCGCGGUGCUGCCAAGGGCACUAGGAAAGAUGGAAGCAAGCAGGAAUCUGUACAGGCAUUUUCAGCAGUUGCCGAAAGCGUCUGCAGCAACACCAGGGCCAGCGAUCUCAGUGGAAAGAUACUGACUGGCCUGGGGCCUUCCGAGCCAAGCCACGCUCAUGAACAGUACGAAGGGAACCCUUUACAGUAUGUGCUACCAAGGCUGAAGUACCUUCCACUGGAAGCCUUUGACAUCCCUGAAGAGUAUGGUGAGUCAUCGCCUGAAGCUUUAUUGCAGCGCUGCCGCCUUGAAUGCCAGAAGCGGCGUCUUCAAAGGUCCCGCAGCGCGCGGUCCCCUGCAUCGUUCGAUACAGUCUGCAAUGCUGAUGCCUGCACUCUUCCCGAGCCAGUCGGAACCUCCCCCUGCGUUCCCAGUGAGGAUGCACUGAAAGUGCAACGGCUGCCCAAAGAGCACGAAGUAAUGGAAUUUGCCCCCCAGAAGCCCGGCACGCUCACAACAGGCGAAGCAGCGAGGAAGGACAUUGAUCAACAGUGUGUAUCGUCGCACAAGUCAGAGUUAUCCGAGGAAAAGCGAGCCAUUUUAGGGGCAGAAGACUCUCCUGUUAAGCAUACUACCGGCAGGGCAGUAGCCCAGUUUUCCAAAGAUAGGAUACAAGGAAACGCAGCAAUUUCUGCUGGCGAUGAUACCGACGGUGAAGCUGAGGCGGAAGUCCUGCACUUUGUGGGUAACAGCUGGACCCACAUUCCUUGCGUAGUUCUCCGCUACAAUCACGAACAAAAUAGAUUUGAGGUGAAGCUCCGAGACGGAACGCUUAAGGCUGUCCGGCGGCUGGCCCUCCGCUUUUGUUUCGAGCCUCCUCAGCUCCAACAACAGCGUAUUGAAACUUGCACAAGCAGGCGGCGGCAAGCGCUGACCCGCCAGCACUUCCUUAACUCUGUCAACGGACUACCAUCCUCAGCCUUUUCCCCGCUCCCUCAAAGCUUCAUUUCUUGCAUCAUCAAAACAGCUACUGGGGUUGGCCGACUACGGAACCGCUCCGUCUUUAUGGAUUCCCUUCGUUCAGCAGUAUCACAUCUUAAAACACGCUUCCUUGAAGCAUCAAAGCUUAGCGCUGUGCUGUACUGUGCCGAACGCCUGCGGGUGGCAGGCAAGCUUGAGUCGCGUCUGGUGAAUUACCCUCUUCAGCAGAAACACCAGCAGCUGCUGCAUAUGAAUGAAGAAAGCCAGGAGGGGGAGGAGAAUAGGGAGCAGGCGCCAUUACUGCAGGUCCUCCAACCGAUGCUCCCGGCGCCUCCGCCAGCCCUUGGUAGGCUGGACAUAGGCGUCGUGGGAGCAUUUGAAGCUGCACUGGCGCCGCUACGCAGAAAGCCACUCUUUGCAAAUAACAAGACUUUCAGAAUUCCGGAUCCAGACAAGUAUCUUUCAUACCAGCAGGCGCUGUCAUCCGACGUUGCUGACGCCCUUCGCGAGCUUGGAAGGGACUCUUUAUGCCACGCCUUUAUCAGCGCCUUUGGUCCUUUGCAUACAGCAGCAGCGUCUGCACCCUAUGCAACGGCUAACAUGGUAGGGGUAGCAGGUUCAGCAGCUACCUCUUCGCCCGUUUCAAACAGCGUGGCAACAGCUCUUCCAGAUUUGUUCCUGCGCCGGCAGCUCAUUCGGUUCAACGCCAUGCUGCGGAGCAAGUUGCUAUCAUUUGUAAUUGAUUCCGCAAAUGAGUGGAAGCAUUACAUGCUGCGGGCCGUGGAGGAGAAGCUUGACCCCCAGGUGGAGGCAAUUCUCCGUCAAGCGCUGUUGACAAUGGUGGAUGCUAUCGCUACAAUCAACAAGUUAGAUGCAGAUAUAGUGCCGUUCGCGGCUUCUUCGGAUGAGCCACUGCUGCAUCUUUCCCUAGAGGAGCCUUUUUUAGCCGAAGCCGAGAAGGCAAUGGUUUCUGCAGUGCAGGCUUCUUUUGCAGUGGCAGAGGAAUUGCGUCAGCAGCUUGAGGAAGUGGCUGCUGCCCUGUGUGGUGCUGCGGAACUGCCCGUUGAUACAAGUGGAACGGUAAACUUGCAACAACUACAGGCCGACUUGCAACAGUGUAAAGAGGCCGAAAAUCGGCUUCGGAAGUUGUCUCCUCGGAUUGCAGCCAGAAUACUUUUUGUGGAUGGUGAGAAGGCCAGGGCAACGCUUCUAUCCAAAGUACAGAUACUCAAGGACCAAAUGUGCAACCAGGCCUUGGCGUGGGCGGAGAGGGAGAUUAACGACCUCCACGAGGCGUGGGCAGAGGCAUUGGGGAGAGCAUCAUUGGUUCCAACGAGCGAACAAGAGUUAAUUGAACUGAAGAAGUACCUGGCCAUAGUUCACCAGGAGACAGCCCCUUUGAUUACGAGAGGUCAAAGACUCUCCAAUCUUAUAGAACGCCUUGAAGAAAAUUUUGUAUUUGCUUCACUAAGGGUGCAGAAGCAGGCGUUUGAACUCGACUGCUGCCCGAUGAGGCUUAAGAUGGCUCUCUGCGAGACGAAUGGCAUUCUUGAUCUGGCGAAAGAAAGAAAGAGUGAACUUGCGUGUGAGACGGGGCAUGUCAAAAUUGUUUCUCUUUUCCAUGAAUAUCUACGGAUGCAGCUAGAAGCGAGAAGGCAAAUAAGCGCUCAGCAGUUGCAGACAGAAUCUGAGGCGUUGCGCGUCGAAGUGGACACAGCAGCUACCAUGUUCAAGCACAUAGAAGAGUCCGCCACCUAUCUACCAGUUCUGGAGAAGCUGAGCCAGCGCGUCCAAGCUGCUCGAUUGGAAGUGGAUAACUUGCGUAAAGCAGAGGGGCUCUUUGGUCUUGAGGCUUCGGAGUUUGAAGAGCUUGAAGGUGUUUGCGUUGUUUUCGACCGGCUUUAUGAGCUUUGGACUGCCGCGAGCAGCUUCAUAACGGGUCGAGAAGAAUGGCAAGCCACUUCAUUAGCUCGCCUGGACUGUGACGAAGUGGAAGAACAGUUACAGCAGUGGCGGCAGGUGGCCUUGUCUACGCGAAGGGUGGCCGGCGUUUUCCGAUCGGUCGAGCCUUUGCAGGCAUGCGACAAGCUACUUCAAGCCAUCGCUUCCUUCCAGAAGAUGCUACCCCUGAUGAAAACCCUGACACACCCGUCGUUUCAGCCGAAGCACUGGCAAGAACUUGCUGCGAGACUGAAUAUCGACACAUAUGGAGAGGAUGAAGCCAUAUCUCUCAAUACCCUUCUCCUGAAAGGAUUGCCAGAGGCCACACAAGCUGUCGAAGUCAUUGGUUCUGCAGCCAUGCGGGAGUUCCGCACAAAAGCAUGCUUUCAAAAGAUGCGAGGAGCAUGGCGGGCACUUCGUAUGGAGUUGGUGACUCUCGGAAAUGAGGAGUUAGGCCGCAAAAUGCUCAAAGGCUUUGAUGCAGUGAACUCGCUGAUAGAAGAACACCAAGCAAGUGUGCAAAGUCUGCAGGCUUCGCAGCUUGUUGGUGGCAUAGAGGUGCAAGCACGAGAAUGGCUUCGGAAGCUAAGUGACCUCGAAACAUUAUGCAGUCUCUUAGAAGCGUGCCAGGUGUCGUGGGUAUAUUUGACACCAAUUUUCGACUACCCGGAAAUGCAGCAGCAACUUGCUAAGGAAGCCCAAAUACUCAACGCUGUAGGAAACCUGUGGAAGGAGGAGGUUGUUGGCCGGCUUGACGACAAUGCAAGCCUACUAGAUCUGGCGGAGCUUGAAGAACUACCUCAAAAGCUGCGUUUAGCUUGUAGUGAUAUGCAACUCGUCGUGCGGGGCCUUAACGAGUUCUUGGAGAAAAAACGUCUCGCCUUCCCGCGGUUUUUCUUCUUGUCCAACGAGGAGCUCGUGCAGCUUUUGGCCGGUGCUAGCAACGUCGAAGCGCUUGGACCGCAUGUCCAAAAGUGCUUUGAGGGCAUCCACUCGUUGGACUUUGACCAGCAGUCCAAGGAAGCAAACGUCGUUUUUUCACACAGGGAAGAAGCCCUUCCUCUCCUGACACCAGUGAGGCUUGUAAAGGACGGACAAUCCGCCUGUAUUGAAGACAUAUUUUUAUCCAUCGAACGCGAAAUGUGCGCGGCUCUCCAACAGGCAAUGCAGAACGCGUGGGAAGAAUUCCCUUCAGCUCAAAGCAGACUGGCGUGGACUACGGAAAUAUGCGCUUGCGCCCAGGCUGCUCUGGCCAUAGCGCAUUGCUGUUGGACUGCCCAGGUAGAGACAGCCAUCCUACAACACCAGCUGCCGCAGCUAGUCAAGGACUUGCAACAUCAGUUACAACAGGUGCGUCGCUCAAGUUCUUAUUGGAUAUCACAUACAACCAGCGUUUCUGGUGGCGUCUUAGUGGUCAUCUAUCUAUGCUCGGCUAGCCUGAGACUGCCUGCAGGUAGUCCAGGCAGAUUCCUUGUGGGGGGGAGAGGACCUAAAAAAGGGGGAAGUCGUGGGAACUGUGGCAGCCUGCAGCUUUCAAUGGUAGAGAGUAGUCUAUACUAUGGCUUCGAAUUGCUGCGUAGCCCGGACCGUCUGGUGGUAACACCGCUUACAGAUCGCUGUUACCGCACAUUAAUGACGGCACUGCACUACCAGUACGGGGGGGCCCCAGAGGGCCCGGCGGGGACAGGGAAGACGGAGACCACUAAGGACCUUGCAAAGGCUGCAGGAAAGCCCUGUCUUGUUUUCAACUGCAGCGAGGGUCUAGAUGCCGCAGCGAUGGCGGCGUUGCUGAAAGGUCUUGCAGCCAGUGGCGGCUGGUGCUGUUUUGACGAGUUUAAUAGGCUUCAGUUGGAUGUCCUGUCUAUAGUUGCAUUGCAAAUUUCAGCAAUUCAGCAAGCUAUCAGAAGAAAGGCCAUAACGUUUGUCUUUGAAGACACGGACCUUCAGCUUAAUCCAACCUGCGCAAUCAACAUCACUAUGAAUCCUGGAUAUGCUGGGCGUUCAAUCUUGCCAGAUACACUCAAGGCCCUGUUUCGACCUUGCACCAUGAUGGUCCCUGAUGCCGCCCUGAUUGCCGAAGUCAUGCUGUACUGCAGCGGUUUUCAGGAUGCCUUUAAGCUUUCAAAGAAGAUGGUCACUUGUCUCCAGCUAGCAUCUGAGCAGCUUGCAAGGCGCAGCCAUUAUGACUUCGGAAUGCGGGCCGCUGUAGCCGUCUUGAAUACGGCAAAGCAUCUAUUUCUAGAACAGCUCAAGCCUUCGACGGAGAAUGCUCCUAGCCCUGCAAAAACCGGCUGUUUUCAGAACGAAGAGUCGCCAACUCGGCUUGAAGCAAAGACACUCUGCAAGGCCUUGCGGCUAACAAACAUCCCAAAACUUCACCCCACAGACAAACUAAUAUUUGAGGAAAUAUUGAAAGAUGUUUUUGACGAGGGUGACCUUGCGGCAGCCGAAUCGGAGGAGUCACUACGACCGUUUUUGAGAGAAGCAGCAGAACAAUUGUUGCUUGAGCCGUCAGAGGAGCUCCUAGCAAAGAGCUUGCAGGUUCUAAAUACCCUGGAGCACCGUCAUGGACUGAUGCUCGUCGGCUCCUCGGCGACGGGAAAAACUUCGGCAGUUAAAUGCCUUGUACUUGCGCUGGAACUACAGCAAGCAGCAGCUGCAGCGUUAGCGGCACCACUGAUCAACGGACGCAACGAAACCAACGGUGAAGUUGAUCUCGGCAACGGCCCCAGCAUGGUUCCCGAAUAUGCUUACUGCACGAAUGAAACAGCAAAACAGAGUCACUGCGGAUGCAAGGCUGUCAGACCUAGGUGUAUCGCUCAUCGGAUUUUCCCUAAGGCCCUCGUCGUCGAGGAGCUAUACGGUUCACUGGACCCAACUACACGCGAGUGGAGGGGCGGCGCCUUAGAGCAAGCAGUUCGGGAAGCCUCACUGGAACGGGAUAGUAACGUUCGGCGCUGGAUUAUCCUAGAUGGCCCAGUGGAUGUAGGCUGGGUUGAAAACCUGAAUACAGUACUUGAUGACAACAAGAAGUUGUGCCUAAGUAGUGGGGAGGUCAUACUUUUAUCGCCGCAGACGGCGAUGCUCUUUGAAGUGACGGAUUUACGUUGCGCCUCGCCUGCAACGGUUUCUCGCUGUGGAAUGGUGUAUAUUCAUCAAGAUGCGCACCAAUGGAAGAGUCUUUUGCACUCCUGGAGCCUUCACUCGUCUACUGCAAAGCUCCUUGGUGAUGAUGUUGUAAGAGACGUUGCGCAGACUAUGCGCGAGUGCUGCACCGUCUGCAUUGCCUUUCUUGCCAAGUGCAAUGGAGGGCCCCUGAACAUUUCGCCUAGUUGGAUGGUCCUGAAUGUGCUAAGGCUCUUUGAUGCCCUCGUCGCGCAGAUUGUAGAGCCAGCGCAGAGAGGAGAAGGUACGGUGGCCGAUUUGCUUGAGCAGUCACUGGAGGGUGCAUUGGUAUUUGCCUUGCUGUGGGGCGCUGGUGGCACUCUGUCCGUCUCUGAACGGCCUGCCUUUGACGUGGCCUUCCGCAACCUGCAUAGUGGUCGUUUUGAUGCAUUGGAACAAAUGGGUCUCCUGACUGAAUGGCACGCCUCCGGAGAAGACGAUAUGGGCCAAAGACAAACACACAAACAAGUCCGACGUUUCAAUCAUCAUAUUCCUCCAACGGGAAGCUGUUUUGAUGUAUUUUGGGACGUUCAGCAGAAGAAAUGGCACCCAUGGGCAUCGCUGCCCAUGCUUCCAGAUGUGCGGAAGGGUGCCGCUAUGACAUCAGCCGCUUUGCAGCACGUUCUAAUAGAGACUCCAGAGACAGCUCUACUCAAUUACUUCUUAGGCCUUGUUGCUGCCCCUGGAAAAGCACCCUUCCUUUUAGUUGGAGAGGCAGGUGGCGGCAAAAGCAAGUGUAUGAACCAAAUGUUACAGGGGAUGGCCGUGGAGAGCCAAAAAAAGUUGAUCCAGCAGCUGAGAAACCAGGAAGGAUCCGCUGCGCAGCCGAUACGAAAAGCCUUGAUGUCGGAGCCUGAAGGCCUGCCUGUGGAAGCCAACAGCAAAUCAGAUGCGUUCGCGUUCCUGGCCCUUUCUCUUUCUGGUGCAGCAACCCCCACUGCUGUGCAGCAGUGGUUAGAGGGCAGAUUGGAGAAGUCCCACAGUGCGGGUCUGCGACCGGUUGGCUUCCGACGUUGUGUUCUUUUGCUCGAUGACGUCCACUUGCCCCCAACAGAGGAAUCAGGGGCUCAACCGGUAGGCGAGCUCGUACGGCAGCUGCUGGAAUACGGCGGAUGGAGCAAAGGAGGAGUGUGGAAAUUCCACCCCGUUGAAGGACUGACGCUAACAGCGACACGCCGCACUCCACAGCAGCAGCAGCAGCAUAAUGAGCGCCUGGCUAGGCACUUCUUCCCACUCACGGGUGUGCCAUAUUCCACAGAGUCCCUGCAGACAAUUUUGAGCCAGCUACUGUUAAUCCGUUUCGACAGCUGCGCGGAGCCGGUAGUCGAGGGCCUUAAAAAAGUGUCCGUACUAACUGCUCAUCUCUACAGACAGGUUCAGCAGCGGCUGCCUCUGCGGCCAUCUCGUUGGAUGCAGCAAUGGACUCCAAGGGACUGCUGGCGGGUUGUGCAAAGACUUGGGUUCUUAAACCCUGUUGGCCUUCAGUCUCAGCACCAACUGCUCUGUUGUUGGCUCCACGAGGUGCGUAGGGUUUUUGAGGAUAAGACAGCCAACGCGCCGGACUUGGACAUUCUCUCAGGAUGCAUCAGUGGGCUUUUGAGAGAAACAGCAGGUUUCACUCUAGCCGAUUUGGAUCCGCCCAAGCAAGGCCCCUUACUCUUUGCAUUUCGAGAGCCUGAAGCUGGAGCUGCUGCCGGAACAGGGCAGGCAACAACAGCUGUAGAGGACUGUAUCUUGGGAACAAGAGUAUAUGAGCGCGUCACGCAAGUUGAAGCUCACGAGAUGUGCGCAGCUGCCCUUGAGGAAUAUUCUCUGCUGCAUCCAAACGAGCCCUUGUCCCUGGUUCUCUUUCCUCAAGCCGUUGAACAUGCACUGAGAUGCAUGAACACAUUCCUUCAACCACAAGGCCAUAUGCUGCUUCUGGGGGUUGGUGGGUCUGGGCGCCGGUCGUGCGCUCGCCUGGCAGCAUUCCUAGCAGGUUUUGGGGUAGUCGAGUGCCACGGAGUGUCCCAUUCUCUGGCGAUCAGUGAGUGGCAAGAAGACAUUAAGAGCACAAUUUUGGCUACCGGCGUGCUAAAGAAGCCCCAGCUGCUUCUAGUGCCGGCUGAGCAUCUUGCGCACGACGGUGUUGCAGCACACGUUUGCACCAUGCUUCAACUCAAGGAAAUACCGGAAGUAUUCACUCCUGAUGAGAAGGCAGAAGCUAUAAGUGCCUUGAGGGUUAAGCCUCCUAGUACAGCGGGAGGAAGCAGUGGCGGACCAGUUCCUGCGCAAAGCGAUGCUGAUGGGACGCUCGUUGCGACACCCAGCAUAGAGCUCUUAGCAGCUGAGUGCCGGCAACGACUCCGCAUUUGCGUAUAUUGCAGCCCCAGCGACCCCCAGACACAGGUUCUCUUCAGGAGAUUCCCGGCCCUGACCAGCUGCUGCAUGCUUAAUUACUUUUGGAGUUGGUCAUCGCAGGCCUUGUACUCGGUUGCACAGCAGAAGCUGUUAUCAGUGUCCGCGCCGCUGCAACAGCAUGACAGUGCCUUCCCAAGCGUGCAACAGGCGGAAUUUGCACCUAAAUCAUCGCAGUCGCAUCCUUCUGCAGACUCCGACGAAAGCGUUAAACACCUUUGUGGGGCUUGCGCCGAUAUUUUUGAGUCAACGAGAGACAUCGCUGCCUGUUAUCGAGAAGAGCAGCGACGGUUUUUUUACGUCACUCCAGCCUCCUUUCUUCGGUUUUUAGACGGUUUUUGUUACGUGUUUCUGACGCGAGCCUCCCAGCACCAUCGUCAGCAACAACAGUACGAGCUUGGCUUGCAAAAGCUGCACGAUGUGAGCUUGCAAGUCAUGGAAAUGCAGCAGCAGCUUGAAAAGCUCCAGCCGGAGCUAGCAAAGUCAUCAGUGGAGACACAACAGCUUAUGCAGGUCUUGACGGUCAAGCAGGAGCAUGCUGCAACUACCAUGAGCCUCGUGGAAGCCGAAGAGAGGGAAUGCAAGACCCAAGCUGAUGCAGCUGCCGCUGUCGAACGCGAAUGCCAAGACCACCUAGCUGAAGCCAUGCCUGCAUUGCUAGCAGCCGAAGAAGCUCUUAAGAAGCUAAGCAAAGCAGAUAUUACUGAGCUUAAGAGUAUGAAGGCUCCCCCAUCUGGCGUGGUCAAGGUUAUGGAGGCCCUUUGCAAGCUAUUUGGAGUUCCGCCAAUUUUCGUUCAGGUCUCGCCCUCGCAGCCCCGCCAACCAGACUACUGGCAGACAGGGAAGAAACACUUGCUUGGCAGCAGCCGGUUCCUUCAGCGUCUGCUUAACUUUGACAGAGAUACUAUAGCCCCGAAUGUCAUGGCCGCCAUUGCCCCAUAUGAUGAUGACGCGGACUUCGACCCAGAAAUCGUCAACAAAGCUUCAGUGGCAGCCACAAGUCUCUGCCUGUGGGUAAAGGCACUAAUCGCUUAUGACAGGGCAAACAACGCAGUACGGCCUCGCAGAGCAGCACUUCAGCAGGCACAGAGUGAGCUGCACGCCGCCGAGGCAGUGCUGCACAACAAGAAGGAGGAGCUGUUGCAGCUUGAAACUCUUAUCGCGCAGUUGUCUCAGCAGUACCAGCAGGCUCUCCAAAGGUCAGAGACGCUUCAGCAAGAGGCACAGACUUGCGAGAGACGCUUGUCUGUGGCUGAAAAGCUUAUCGCCAGUUUAGGGGGUGAACGCGUCCGGUGGAGCCAGAGCCAGGAACUCCUAAAGAGCAAAGUGGCACGAGUAACGGGAGAUGCAACCUUGAGCGCUGCCUUCGUAGAAUUCGGCGGCAUUUUCCGUCCCUCUUACAGAGUCAGAUGCCUCACAGCAUGGCAACAGGCACUGAAGAAGUUCGGCCUGCAAAGCACGCCUUAUUAUUCCCUGCAGGACGCACUCACCAGUCCGCAGGAAGUGCAGGAAUGGCUUAUGCAAGGGCUCCCGGAUGACGAACUCUCCGUAGAAAAUGCGGCCAUCACACUUAAUGCGCAGUGCUGUCCUAUGCUCAUCGAUCCACACCAGCAGGCGGCGAACUGGUUAGCCUACACUUUCCCUGAGAUGAAGGUGCUUCGGGCUGAAGAGCCCAAUCUUCUGAGGUCACUGCAACUCCUCAUUCAGUGCGGAGCGACGGUGAUUCUUGAGUGCUUCUCUGAGCGGCUAGACCCUGCUCUAAACAAUUUGCUGGAGUGGAAGCGGCCGCGGAGAAUCGCGGCCUCCUUUGAAAGCCCUACUUCGGUGGACACUGCCCACACUGAGCUGGAGGGAAGCGCAUCUUCCAGUGUUGCCCUAGGCAGUGCUCUUGUGGAAGUGCACCCCGAAUUCCGCUUGCUGCUAAAGACCCCACUAAAUGCUCCGCAUUUUCCUCCGGAAGUCUGCUCUAGGCUUACCCUCAUUGACUUUUCUGUGGGAUGCAAAGGUCUAGAACAACGACUGCUGCGACUUGCACUUCAAGCUGCUGCCCCAGAUAUUCACGCAACUUGCUUGCGUCUUGUUCACGAGGGUGCAGAAACUCGUGCGCAACUUGUGUCUGCGGAACAGCGCAUGCUUGAAGCCCUGAGCAACGCCAAAGAGAGCGUCCUAGAUGAUUUGGAGCUUCUUAGUACGCUUCGCCAUGCAAAGGCCGUCUCCGAAAGCUGCAGUGAAAGACUUCAAGAACAACAAAAAGCCCAGGCUGCUGCCGAUGCAACACUCUCGGUCUAUUCGCCUGUCGCCCGGCGGGCAGCUAGCCUAUUUGAAGUACUACAGCAACUCGAAAGCGCUCAUCCCAUGUAUCUCUUCAGCGUUCAGAUCUUCCAACAGUGUUUCGUCGACGCUGUUUUGGAAGUCCUAGGAAGACCGGAUGCGGGCUCAAGACAGCAAGAUGUUUCUCUCUACACGUCUGACUUAGUAGGGGCAACGUUACGGAGAGUAUACGGCAGUAUUAACCCGUGCCUUUUCGAGAGUCACAAGCCACUACUACCGGUCCUCCUUGCCUUGCAAUCUCUUCAACUUAGAGGGGCAACUACACACGAGGAAAUGCAGCAGUUGCAAGCACCAUUUGUUCUGCCGCAUAGCGUGGACGAGACGGCAAAUAAAAGCCGCGACUCCUCUUCAGCAGCACCGAAGGCCGUGGAUGCCUCAUGGCUGUCAACAAGCUCUCGCGAAAAACUCGAGGGCCUUCGUCGCCUCGGAGAGCCAUUCAGCUCCCUUGUCUCCUCAGUUUUGGAAGGGGACGGUGAUUGGGAAGCCACACUCUAUGAGGAGAACCCUUUAGCUAGCGACUGGCCCGACUGCUGGAACGAGCGGCUCUCACUACUGCAGCAGACCCUUUUAGUUCAAUGCAUAAGGCCCGAAUGCCUUCGAAGUUGCCUACAGCAGGUUUCACAGGCUGAGCUAGGCACAGUUUUGGGAGAGGUAUCCCCAUUGGGUCUCGGCGAAGCCCUAGAAUCGGCUGGAUCAAAACGCCCCCUCCUCAUUAUACUUGGACCCGGAGCAGACCCCCAAGAAGCGCUAUUACAACAUGCCGAAGAAACGCAUAUGCGCAACAAGUUCGUUUCAGUUGCCAUGGGCAAAGGGCAAGGUCCAAAAGCAGCUGCUGGUGAGGAUGCGGUACCCCCGAUGUACUGA
Molecule: messenger RNA, 13305 nt
Organism: Eimeria acervulina
Lineage: Eukaryota; Apicomplexa; Conoidasida; Eucoccidiorida; Eimeriidae
Exons: 20
Coding region: 1-13305 (4434 amino acids)
Biological process (GO): microtubule-based movement
Cellular component (GO): dynein complex
Molecular function (GO): dynein light intermediate chain binding; ATP binding; minus-end-directed microtubule motor activity
Source: RefSeq, a predicted model, not a curated record